AUGUCUUUCUUAAUCAUUUAUCGCUCGUUGCCACGAUUCACACUUCUCCUUUUCAUUAUUACUCUCCUUUUCAUUAUUACUCUCCUUUUCAUUAAUGCUCUCCUUUUCAUUAUUACUCUCCUUUUCAUUAGUGAUCUCUUUUCAUUAUUACUCUCCUUUUCAUUAGUUCUCCCCUUUUCAUUAGUGCUCUCCUAUUCAUUAUUACUCUCCUUUUCAUUAAUCUUUCUUUCUUUCUUUCUUUCUUUCUUUCUACGCUACUUUAUCUUUUUAAAACGAUUUCUUUUCUCUUUCUUUCUUCUCUUUUCUCUACAUUUAUUUUAUCAUUCAGUCUCUCACUUUCUACUGGUCAUUUUCGCUUCCUUCCUCUUCCGUAUUUUCUCUCUUAUAAUCCUUUAUUUUCUCUCUCUUCCUACCCUUUUCUCUAUUAUUUUUCACUUUCUGUCUUCUAAUACUUCCCUUAUAUUUUUUUGCUUAAUCUUUCUUCCUUUCUAUAACUGCUCAAAUUUCUUUCUCGUUUUCCCUUGUUGCUUAUUAACGUUUUCUCUCUCUCUCUUACAAACAAUCUCUCUCUCUCUUCUAUUCCAUUCUUCUCAUAAUCUUUCACAUACUUUACCCCCUCUAUUCCUUCAAAUUCUUUUUCUUAUCUUUCACGUUAUAUCGUUCUUGUCUUUUCUCCUUGUAAUCUGUCAUGUUAUCUUUCUUCCUUUUAUUCUCUCUUAUAAUCAUUUUUCACUUUCACUUUAUUCUUUUCCUUUUCACUUAGAAACUGACUUUCUUUCUCUUUAUUCCCUUUGCUACUUAUCUUUCCCUUCCUCUAUCUUAAUUUCUAUCUCCCUUAAAUUGCUUACAUUGUCUUUUCUUCCUCUUUCGUCUUAUGAUUUUCCACUUUCUCCCUUCUGUAUAAUCUUUCACUCUGAAUUUCUUCUUUCCAUUUCCUCUCGCAUUUUUCUUACUUACCUUCUCUCUUUUAAUCCUUUACUUUCUUUCAUGCUCUUUUUUUCUCUUAUUCUCUUUUAUCUUCUCUUUCUUCGUCCUUUUUCUCGUAUGAUCUCUCACUCUCACAUUUUUUUAAAAUUUUGA
Messenger RNA from Acanthosepion pharaonis, 1080 nucleotides. The record is from the annotation of a GenBank genome assembly. NCBI's taxonomy places the organism in Eukaryota, Metazoa, Mollusca, Cephalopoda, Sepiida, Sepiidae.